Otolemur garnettii (small-eared galago) is the source of this 1596-nucleotide messenger RNA. RefSeq names its product interferon lambda receptor 1 (gene IFNLR1). The transcript has 7 exons. Gene Ontology annotation, molecular function: protein binding. Lineage: Eukaryota; Metazoa; Chordata; Mammalia; Primates; Galagidae. The record is from RefSeq and is a predicted model, not a curated record. The coding region runs from base 1 to 1581 and encodes 526 amino acids.
AUGGCGGGGACCGGGCGCUGGGCCCCCCUGUUCCUGUGCCUGCUGCAGGCCGCUCCAGGAAGGCCCCGUCUGGCCCCUCCCCAGAAUGUGACCCUGCUCUCCCAGAACUUCAGCGUGUAUCUGACGUGGCUCCCAGGGCCUGGCAACCCCCAGGAUGUGACCUAUUUUGUGGCUUAUCAAAGCUUUGCCACUCCCAAACGGUGGCGAAGAGUGAAAAACUGUGCAGGAACCCAGGAGCUGGUGUGUUCCAUGAUGUGCCUGAAGAAACAGGACCUGUACAAUAAGUUCAAGGGGCGCGUCCAGGCAACUUCUCCCAGUGCCAGGUCCCCCUGGGUAGAGUCCAAGUACCUGGAUUACCUUUUUGACGUGAACCCAGCCCCGCCUGUCCUGGUGGUGAAUCUGACGGAGGAGAUGGUGAGAGCCACUGCCACGUACCAGCUGCCCCCCUGCGUGCCCCCACCAGAUCUGAACUAUGAGGUGGCCUUCUGGAAGGAAGGGGCCAGAAACAAGACUCUAUUUCCAGUCGCCCCCUACGGCCAGCCAGUCCACAUCCCCCUCCAGCCGGCCACCAGCGAACGCCACUGCCUCAGUGCCAGAACCAUCUACACCCUCAUUGUCUCCAAAUACAGCGAGUUCUCUAAGCCCACCUGCUUCCUCGUGGGGGCCCCAGGACCCAACUGGACAUUGCUGGGGCUGCCACCACUUCUCCCUGGGCUGAUAGCAAUCGUCAUAGGGGUUAUGAUCUGGAAGAGCCUCAUGAAGAACCCCUGGUUUCAGCUGGAAAAGACACCGCAAGCUCUGGACUUUUCUGGACACAGACACCCCAUGGAAGCCUUUCAACCCAGUGAACCAGAGUUCCUGAAUGACUUGGUCCUCUGUCCCCAAAAGGAGCUGGCUGGAAGGGCCAGGGUGACCUCUAGAGUCAGGGCCCCAGCCACUCUGCAAACAGGAUCAGAGAAGGAUGGUGAUGAGAACCAGGAGGAAGAUGAGGAGGACUCAGAGGGCAGUGUCACUCUCCAGCCCUACAUUGAGCCUCCCCCUUUUCUAGGGCAAGGGCAUUGGGUGCCAGGGUGCUCUAAGGUACAAGGGGUAGACUCAGGGAGGCCCUGGGCACCUCUGGUCCAGGGCAAAGGCUCCUCUGCCUGGGACUCUUCAGACCAAAGUUGGGCCAGCACUGCAGACUCCUCCCUCUGGGAUGAGGCCGGGUCCUCUGGCUGUUUGACCAGAAAGGGGCCAGACCGAGAGCCGAGGGAAGACAGGCAUGGGGAGGCCCUGCCACCAUCUGAAUUCUCCAAGGACUCAGGUUACCUGGAAGAGCUCCCAGAAGAUGCCCUCUCCUCCUGGGCCACCUGGGGCUCCUCGUCCCCUGUGCUGGAUCUGGUCCCUGGGGAUCCCCCAGUUUCACUGUGGUCACUGACCCUCAAAUGGGACAGCAGCAGCCCUAAGGAGGAAGAGGAAGAGGAGGAAGAUGAUGAAGGUGGAAGGGAAUCAGAGGUUGAUGACAGCUCUGCAGACACCUUGGAGACUGAGAGCAUUCUGAGGACCAAGGAAAGGAUGCUGGGCCACUAUGUGGCCAGGUGAGCUGUCCCCAGCUUC